Penicillium diatomitis is the source of this 906-nucleotide messenger RNA. RefSeq lists its product as uncharacterized. The record is from RefSeq and is a predicted model, not a curated record. The transcript has 3 exons. NCBI's taxonomy places the organism in Eukaryota, Fungi, Ascomycota, Eurotiomycetes, Eurotiales, Aspergillaceae. Bases 1 to 906 code for a protein of 301 amino acids.
AUGGACACAGAUUCAGGAUCCGAGGCUGGUCCCCAUACGGGUCAUCGGACCUACAUCUCCAUUGACUCUGACUCUGAAGAUGGGGGAAUGCAACUGGAUGUGGCCGACCAAGAAAUGCCUCUUGCGGAAAUGGAAGAUGGCAUGCACAUUGACGCAUCGGAAGACGAAGAAAGCAGCAACUCAGGAGAUGAUGACGAUGACGUGACCGACGAGGAUGACGAGGAGGACGAUGAAUUCGAAGAAGAAGAGCGCAAUGAAAAUGACUUCACUGCUCAGCCCGUCAACCCACAUUCAUCUGUUCCAAACGCACACAAUACUCCUUCGCAGCCUGGACAUCGGGGUUAUUUCGGGCAUUUCCCAGCUCAGCAGAAUCGCCCUCGACCGCAACCCCGACGUCUUCGCACAAAGGGCCACCUCACCGAGGAGCAGCACGCCGCGCUGGCAGUCCUGUCUAAUUGGGAGCUGCUCGUUACACAUGCGCUGAACAAUCACCGCACAAUUCCCCAAACCCGCCGACGCUUCCAAGCCAAGCUCCUUGCCGCCGACAACCCCACGCUCGAGAACGAGCUCUACGGCUCCCGCUUCGUCAUCCCCGCCUCCAAAUCCGAGUUCCUCCCACCCAUGACCUCUGCCUCAACCGCAGGAGGCACCGGGACCGGCGUAUCUCGGCCAUAUGAGACAGCAUCGGGCGUGGAUAAUUCCAUCGCGUUUUUGAUCUCGGGCUCGUAUCGCGAGGUCAUUGAGGAUGGGGAUCUAUCGUGGUGGCCGCAGGGGAAGCCGCGCGAAAAGAGGAAGAGUAAUCGUGGGUUGGGGGUGAAUCGAGCCGGGAAUAAGAGUUCGUUGAGUGUGGAGAGUGAAGGGAGUUCGAGGGUUGUUAGUCGGGCUGGGUCGGUGGGACGAGGUUGA